GAAACACCAAAAGCAGAGAAAUCCAUGCUGAAGGACCCCCGGACCAGCACCAGUUCCUGAGCAUCUUUCCCGGGCUGAGCAGCAGAGACUCCUCAGGAAGACUCACUGGACUGUACCCACCACCUGCCAUGUCUCUGUGGCCACCUUUCCGAUGCAGAUGGAAGCUGGCGCCAAGGUACUCUAGGAGGGCGUCUCCACAGCAACCCCAACAGGACUUUGAGGCCCUGCUGGCAGAGUGCCUGAGGAAUGGCUGCCUCUUUGAAGACACCAGCUUCCCGGCCACCCUGAGCUCCAUCGGCAGUGGCUCCCUGCUGCAGAAGCUGCCACCCCGCCUGCAGUGGAAGAGGCCCCCGGAGCUGCACAGCAAUCCCCAGUUUUAUUUUGCCAAGGCCAAAAGGCUGGAUCUGUGCCAGGGGAUAGUAGGAGACUGCUGGUUCUUGGCUGCUUUGCAAGCUCUGGCCUUGCACCAGGACAUCCUGAGCCGGGUUGUUCCCCUGAAUCAGAGUUUCACUGAGAAGUAUGCUGGCAUCUUCCGGUUCUGGUUCUGGCACUAUGGGAACUGGGUUCCUGUGGUGAUCGAUGACCGUCUGCCUGUGAAUGAGGCUGGCCAGCUGGUCUUUGUCUCCUCCACCUAUAAGAACUUGUUCUGGGGAGCACUUCUGGAAAAGGCCUAUGCCAAGCUCUCUGGUUCCUAUGAAGACUUGCAGUCAGGACAGGUGUCUGAAGCUCUUGUAGACUUCACUGGAGGGGUGACAAUGACCAUCAACCUGGCAGAAGCCCAUGGCAACCUCUGGGACAUCCUCAUCAAAGCCACCUACAACAGAACCCUCAUUGGCUGCCAGACCCACUCAGGGGAGAAGAUUCUGGAGAAUGGGCUGGUGGAAGGCCAUGCCUAUACUCUCACAGGAAUCAGGAAGGUGACCUGCAAACAUAGACCUGAAUAUCUCGUCAAGCUACGGAACCCCUGGGGAAAGGUGGAAUGGAAAGGAGACUGGAGUGACAGUUCAAGUAAAUGGGAGCUGCUGAGCCCCAAGGAGAAGAUUCUGCUUCUGAGGAAAGACAAUGACGGAGAAUUCUGGAUGACGCUGCAGGACUUUAAAACACAUUUCGUGCUCCUGGUUAUCUGUAAACUGACCCCAGGCCUGUUGAGCCAGGAGGCGGCCCAGAAGUGGACGUACACCAUGCGGGAGGGGAGAUGGGAGAAGCGGAGCACAGCUGGUGGCCAGAGGCAGUUGCUGCAGGACACAUUUUGGAAGAACCCGCAGUUCCUGCUGUCUGUCUGGAGGCCCGAGGAGGGCAGGAGAUCCCUGAGGCCCUGCAGCGUGCUGGUGUCCCUGCUCCAGAAGCCCAGGCACAGGUGCCGCAAGCGGAAGCCUCUCCUCACCAUUGGCUUCUACCUCUAUAGGAUGAACAAGUACCAUGAUGACCAGAGGAGACUGCCCCCUGAGUUCUUCCAGAGAAACACUCCUCUGAGCCAGCCUGAUAGGUUUCUCAAGGAGAAAGAAGUGAGUCAGGAGCUGUGUCUGGAACCAGGGACGUACCUCAUCGUGCCCUGCAUAUUGGAGGCCCACCAGAAGUCAGAGUUCGUCCUCAGGGUCUUCUCCAGGAAGCACAUCUUUUAUGAAAUUGGCAGCAAUUCUGGUGUCGUCUUCUCAAAGGAGAUAGAAGACCAAAAUGAAAGGCAGAAUGAAUUCUUCACCAAAUUCUUUGAAAAGUAUCCAGAGAUUAAUGCAGUUCAGCUUCAGUACCUCCUGAACCAGAUGACCUGGUCAAAUAUGGGGAGCAGACAGCCCUUCUUUAGCCUGGGAGCCUGCCAGGGGAUCCUGGCCUUACUGGACCUUAAUGCAUCAGGUACUAUGAGCAUCCAGGAAUUCAGGGACCUGUGGAAGCAGCUGAAGCUCUCUCAGAAGGUUUUCCACAAGCAAGACCGUGGGUCAGGAUACCUGAACUGGGAGCAGCUGCACGCUGCCAUGAGGGAGGCAGGAAUCAUGCUCAGUGAUGACGUCUGUCAGCUGAUGCUCAUCCGCUACGGCGGCCCCCGCCUCCAGAUGGACUUUGUCAGUUUCAUCCACUUGAUGCUGCGUGUAGAGAACAUGGAGGAUGUCUUCCAAAACUUAACCCAAGAUGGCAAAGGGAUAUACCUCCAGAAGCCAGAGUGGAUGAUGAUGGCACUGUACUCCUGAGAAGGCUGAGUCUUACCUGCCCUCACUGAAGACUCUGCAUGUGGCCCAAGAGCAGCCUUUGGCUGAGACCAACCCAUGCCCACCCUACUUACUGAUCUUCAGGACUGCCUCACUAGC
Pan troglodytes (chimpanzee) is the source of this 2300-nucleotide messenger RNA. RefSeq names its product calpain 14 (gene CAPN14). The transcript has 22 exons. Gene Ontology annotation, cellular component: cytoplasm. Gene Ontology annotation, biological process: proteolysis. Bases 129 to 2183 code for a protein of 684 amino acids. The record is from RefSeq and is a predicted model, not a curated record. Gene Ontology annotation, molecular function: calcium ion binding; calcium-dependent cysteine-type endopeptidase activity. NCBI's taxonomy places the organism in Eukaryota, Metazoa, Chordata, Mammalia, Primates, Hominidae.